Molecule: messenger RNA, 3288 nt
Organism: Poecilia latipinna (sailfin molly)
Lineage: Eukaryota; Metazoa; Chordata; Actinopteri; Cyprinodontiformes; Poeciliidae
Gene: pnpla1
Product: patatin-like phospholipase domain containing 1
Exons: 9
Coding region: 1308-2615 (435 amino acids)
Biological process (GO): triglyceride catabolic process; lipid homeostasis
Cellular component (GO): lipid droplet; membrane; cytoplasm
Molecular function (GO): triacylglycerol lipase activity
Source: RefSeq, a predicted model, not a curated record
UACAAUAAAGUUGGAAACUAUUAGCUUUCCACCACAUAUAAAGUUUUGAAUGUAUCCCAAAAAGUAAAGUUUAGUUGGUCAUCUGACAGAAGCCUGAUGUUUCACUUGCAUAUUAUGGGAAGCUUUAAAUAUGUCUUCCCAUGGCUUUCUGGAAACAACAAAGGUUGGCAUCCUAAACUAUUUGAGCUCUAAACCUCUGUAUCUUCCCCAGAUCCACUAUGGGACUCCUAUUUGAUUCCUCCCCCGAGUGAAAUUCUCCCAGCUCCAAUCAGAGAAUGAAGAUUAUCCAUUCUUUCUGCUAUGAAUGGACAUUGCAGUUCUGCCAAACUUAAGCCUAUAAUUUGUUUGAGAACCUAUGACCUGUCAAAUGUUCUCAAACAAACGCUCGAUGCUUUCGUAGACGUGGGUUUCAAAAUUAAAUUAAACACAAAGUGUUUCAUUACGAGGUGACUUCUGAGUGUAGCAGGUUGCACAUGAUUUUAUACAGAGAACAGAAUUAAAGGCGCUCAUGCCACACUUUAGACUUUUAUUCAUACCCUUUGCUUUUACCCUUUACAAAUUGAAAACAUUUCUUGGGGUAUGAAUACUUUUAGAGGGGCAUCAUAUCAUACAGCAUCAUUUGCUAAAAUAAAAAUAACAAAAUCUGUCUUUGCAGAUGGGAAAGAGAUCUCCCUUUACACUCUGUUGUUUAGCAGUGUGCCAAAGUUGUACCUGCAGGGGAUGCUGUGGAAAUGCUUUGGUUCAGCUAUUAACUGGCUGUUUUCUCUCUCUCUCUCUCUCCCUCUCUUUUUUUUUUUUUGGUUUGUGUGUGUUUUGUGAAAAUUGCAAGUUGCGCUAAUGGUCUUUAAAUCCUCUCAAAGCAAAGAAAAAAAAAACUGUUUGAAUUUGGUGUGAAAACAAUUAGGAAAUCAAGGAAAAUCUAAAUGAAAUGAAUACCAAAGACAUUACAUGUAUUUUGGGGUGUGUUUUGCAGAAAUAAACUAUUGUCGAUAUAUUUUAAAUUCUCUGGUGUACGUCAGUCAUAAGCCUGUAAUUUGUAUCUAACAGCAUUAUAAACUUAAGAACUGAAAGUGCUUUCUGACUUAAACAAGAAGGCCUUGAAACUGCCAGAUCACAUGGCCAUGACCAAAACGAUGUGUCCAAUCGGGACGUAUCUAAAAACUCUGCCCGACUCGCCCGCAAACAUUUUUGACUGAAUGCUUCAUAAAUGCCUGUUCCAACUUGGUAUUUUUCAUUUGCUGUCGACUCUCUAAUGCCGAUUAGAUUAAUGCUGAUAAAUAAUUAUUAGGUUGUUGACACUUUGCAAGAUGCCCCACAGUAUCUCCAGCUCUCACUUUCGUGAGGUUCCUUAUGAUAUUUCCUUCUCUGGGUCUGGAUUCCUGGCUACCUACCAGCUCGGGGUUGUUCUGUGCUUCCUGAAGCACACACCCUGGAUCCUGCAGUCGGCCCCCCACAUCCUCGGUGCAUCUGCCGGAUCCGUGGUAGCAGCUGCGGUUGUCUGUAAAAUCAACCCAGCUACCAUUCGGGAUGAGAUCAUCCUUUUUGUCAAACAGGUGAUGGCUGCCCCACUUGGACCACUGAACCCUUCAGUCAACGUUUUCAAGUGGUUGGAAAGUGUUUUGCGCAAGCACCUUCCUUCGGAUGCACACCAUUUUGCAAGUGGUCGCCUUGGUGUUGCUGUGACACGACUGUCAGAUGGGAAGCACCUGAUCGUGUCAGAGUUUCAGUCCAAAGAAGAUGUAGUGAAUGCUCUCCUGUGUAGCUGUUUUGUCCCUGGAUAUUGUGGCUUUCUGCCUCCGGCCUUCAACGGAGUGCACUACAUUGAUGGUGGCUUGAGUGGAUUCCAGCCGUUGCUCUCCGGGGCGUCCAGCCACACACUAACUGUAUGCCCGUUCUCUGGAGAAGCUGAUAUAUGUCCAGCUGAUCCUCCGUGUGUGAUGGACCUGGUAGCUUCUGGAGCUCUUCUUAAGGUCAACAUGGCUAACACCUUCCGAAUCAUCAAUGGUCUUUACCCUGUGACUUUAGAGGCUGCAGAACAAGCUUUCAGUUUUGGCUACAAAGAUGCCAUCGACUUCCUUCAGAGCAAUGAUGUUGCUCUCGCUAAGGUGGGGCGUAGUGUAUCCCACAGGUCCUCAAAUGGUAACUCCACCAGUCCAAAUACGUCCAAAGUAGAGGAGCAGAAGAUGAAAGGAGGGGAACAAACCGACCUGAAAACAUCUUUCAAGGAGCACAGAUCCAUGCAAAUGUUCAGCUCCACCGUGCAAGAGCCCAGUGAAGAUCCUCUUCACCAUUUUUACUUAAUGAAGAAUGUUCUGAUGGGGAAUGUGACAACUUUCCUGAGUAUGUUUGGGUUACCAGUGAGGAUCUUCUCUCACCUGCUUCUGCCUCUCGUGGUGUCAUUCUAUGCUGUGCUUCAAAGUAGACAAGGACUGAAGAUGCUGCUUAAAGACAUCCCUGAGUUUGUUGUUUGGAAUUGGUAUUUCAUAGGACAUUGUGGGCUUUUCUUCCUGAACAUUGUCAUCUGUAGCCUCAAGAAGCUAAUAAAAGACCGGUUAACGCAGAUGACCUUGCUGCUGCUCUGGCUAAAGGUUUACACACAGCAGAAAGCCGUGUGAGAGGAGCAGGAUUUAUUACUUUCUGAUGUACUUUUUUGAUUUCAAACGAAAUCAGCUGCAGGAACAUUGGAAAAAUGGUAAAUAUUGGUAAGAUUAUAAGACAUUUAAUUUAGUCAUGUGUCAGAAGCAGAAAGUAACUGAACACAUUUAUAACCGUUACAGUAAUUGAACAUAUUAAGCACUCUGAUCCACUAAAACCACAUUUAUUGCGAAGUACACCAUGUUGACGUUUCUGAAUGUCAGGUUACUGUCUGUGUGGCCUUACAGACUCCUACUCUUAUGGAGUCGCAAGGAAAUACAGUCUGCUUUUAUGGUUUGUUUCUGUUUUGUCCGUUUCAUUGGGUGUUUUUCACAUUUAGAGAGAAGCUAUGGAGAAAAAGUGCCUCAGGUCUCUGAUGACAGAUACCAGGAACGGGUGUUCUUUGUAAAACACUUCCUUUGAAUUCAGUGUGUUGUUCAUUAUUUUAGUGCUUGUUUUAUCCUGUGACUUUAUCAACAUUUUGAACACAUUCUUUUUUCUAAUUUUUGAUUAGUGCUGGUAAGUUUUGCAAUAAAUGUGUUUGGAGUCUUAGUUUUUUUUUUUCCUGCUGCUUGAAUAGAUAAGAAAAUACCACUAGUCAAAGCUAAGUCACUUAAACAGUAUGAUUUCCAAUAAACUAAUACGUACAUUUCA